Molecule: messenger RNA, 3819 nt
Organism: Neogale vison (American mink)
Lineage: Eukaryota; Metazoa; Chordata; Mammalia; Carnivora; Mustelidae
Gene: CASC3
Product: CASC3 exon junction complex subunit
Exons: 14
Coding region: 22-2127 (701 amino acids)
Biological process (GO): mRNA processing
Cellular component (GO): exon-exon junction complex
Molecular function (GO): mRNA binding
Source: RefSeq, a predicted model, not a curated record
GCGGCGGCCGUUCUUCGUAAGAUGGCGGAUCGGCGGCGGCAGCGGGCUUCGCAGGACACGGAGGACGAGGAGUCUGGUGCUUCGGGCUCGGACAGCGGCGGCUCCCCGGCGCGGGGCGGCGGGAGCUGCAGCGGUAGUGCUGGAGGCGGUGGCAGCGGCUCUCUGCCUUCCCAGCGCGGAGGCCGAGCGGGGGCCCUUCAUCUGCGGCGGGUGGAGAGCGGGGGCGCCAAGAGCGCUGAGGAGUCGGAAUGUGAGAGUGAAGAUGGCAUCGAGGGCGAUGCUGUGCUGUCGGAUUAUGAAAGUGCAGAAGACUCUGAAGGUGAAGAAGGGGAAUAUAGUGAAGAGGAAAACUCCAAAGUGGAGCUGAAAUCAGAAGCCAAUGAUGCCGCUAAUUCUUCAGCAAAAGAAGAGAAAGGAGAGGAAAAGCCCGACACUAAAGGCACUGUGACUGGAGAGAGGCAGAGCGGGGAUGGACAGGAGAGCACAGAACCUGUGGAGAACAAAGUGGGUAAAAAGGGCCCUAAGCAUUUGGAUGAUGAUGAAGACCGGAAGAACCCAGCAUACAUACCCCGGAAAGGGCUUUUCUUUGAGCAUGAUCUUCGAGGACAAACACAGGAGGAGGAAGUCAGACCCAAGGGGCGUCAGCGAAAGCUCUGGAAGGAUGAGGGUCGCUGGGAACAUGACAAGUUCCGGGAAGAUGAACAAGCUCCAAAGUCCCGACAGGAGCUCAUUGCCCUUUAUGGCUAUGAUAUCCGCUCAGCUCACGAUCCCGAUGACAUCAAACCCCGAAGAAUCCGGAAGCCUAGGUUUGGGAGUCCUCCGCAAAGAGAUCCAAACUGGAUUGUUGAGCGACCAAACAAGUCCCAUCGCCAUCAGGGUCCUGGGGGCACCCUACCACCAAGGACAUUUAUCAAUAGGAAUGCUGCAGGGACUGGCCGAAUGUCUACUCCCAGGAAUUACUCUCGAUCUGGGGGCUUCAAGGAAGGCCGUGCUGGUUUUAGGCCUAUGGAGGCUGGUGGGCAGCAUGGUGGUCGGUCUGGUGAGACUGUUAAACAUGAAGGCAGUUACCGAUCACGGCGCCUAGAGCAGACUCCUGCGCGGGACCCAUCUCCAGAAGCUGAUGCUCAGGUGCUUGGCAGUCCCGAGAAGGAAGAGGCGACCUCAGAGAUACCAGCUGCUGCUCCGGACACUGUACCACCAGCCCCUGACAGGCCUGUUGAGAAGAAAUCCUACUCCAGGGCAAGAAGAACCAGAAUCAAAGCUGGAGAUGCAGUCAAGAUUGCAGAAGAGGUGCCCCCUCCACCCGAAGGGCUAAACCCAGCACCUCAAGUCCCAGAAACGACCCCUCCUCCACCUGCUAAGACUGGAAACUGGGAGGCUCCAGUGGAUUCAACAACAAGUGGACUUGAGCAAGACGUGGCACAACUAAAUAUAACAGAACAGAAUUGGAGUCCCGGGCAGCCUUCAUUCCUGCAACCACGUGAGCUUCGUGGUAUGCCCAACCACAUACAUAUGGGAGCAGGACCUCAGUUUAACCGGAUGGAAGAAAUGGGUGUCCAGGGUGGGCGAGCCAAACGCUAUUCAUCUCAGCGGCAAAGACCUGUGCCAGAGCCCCCUGCUCCUCCUGUGCACAUCAGUAUCAUGGAGGGACAUUACUAUGAUCCAUUGCAGUUCCAGGGACCAAUCUAUACCCAUGGUGACAGCCCUGCCCCACUGCCUCCCCAGGGCAUGAUUGUGCAGCCAGAAAUGCACCUUCCCCACCCAGGUUUACAUCCCCACCAGACUGCGGCACCUCUGCCCAAUCCAGGCCUCUAUCCCCCACCAGUGUCCAUGUCUCCAGGGCAGCCACCACCUCAGCAGUUGCUUGCUCCUACUUACUUUUCUGCUCCAGGCGUCAUGAACUUUGGUAAUCCCAGUUACCCUUAUGCUCCAGGGGCACUGCCUCCCCCACCGCCACCUCAUCUGUAUCCUAAUACGCAGGCCCCAUCACAGGUAUAUGGAGGAGUGACAUACUAUAACCCCGCCCAGCAGCAGGUGCAGCCAAAGCCCUCCCCACCACGGAGGACUCCUCAGCCAGUCACCAUCAAGCCCCCACCACCUGAGGUUGUAAGCAGGGGUUCCAGUUAAUAGGAGUUUCUAAGUAUUUUAAAUCAAACAUCAUACAAAAAGAACCCAGGAAAGAAGAGAAAUACAGCUGGCUGUGUACUCCCAGGAGGGCUUCAAAGAUAUAGGGUGGCUCCUACCAGCAAGCAGCUGAAUGAGAAGGAACCCUGACCUCCUCUGAGGACAGGCUCUGUUGGAGAAAGGGACAAACAAGUGGACUUCCUCCCCUCUCUACUCUUUACUUGAGUUGGCUGUGCUCAGAGGAGCAGAGACCCAGCCAGCUCAGGCUUCUGGGUCUACAUCUAGAAGUCCAUGUCAUUUUUUCCUGGGAAAUUGAAGUGUCUUCUUCCAGGGAAGCUCGUUCUUGUUUGUUUUGUUUCUUAAGAUGUUCGUUUUUAAAACCUGGCUUGCUAUUUAUUCAUUUAGUUUCUUUCUCUCUCUGCCUUUAAAUGAGACAGGUUAAUUCUUCUUAUUUUCUAGCUCCUCUGCUUUCACUUUUGGAUUUUCCCUGCAUCCCAGAUAAUUGAAAUUUUACCAGCCAGUUUUCCCCUACCAAGCCUGCAAAGAGGUGGCCUUUCGUUUUUGGCUGUUCUUUGUUGUUGUAUACUUGGAUUCUCUUAAUUCCUCUAACCCUAUGGAAGCAGAGCCGUCCACAGAGUGUUGUGGAGAAAAGCUCAGAGUGUGUGGUAGGAGCCCAACUUGACUUCUGUUUUCAGGAAUCUGAGCCUCCAUCUGUCCCUUUACUGUGGUAGGCAUCAGUCCUCUACUUGAGGGCAAAGUCUCUACAGUGGAGAGAGAUGGCAAACCAGAUGCUUUUGUGAGAAAGGGAGAGUGGAGUAAGCCUUUGCCUCUUAGGGGACUGUAUUCAUAUAGUCCUCAGGGCUCAGUCUUUGAGGUAAGUGGAAUUAGAGGGCCCUGCUUCUCUUCUUUCCAUCCCUCCUAUGACACCCCCUUUCUAGUUGCUAUGGACCAAUGCAUCUCUCUAGAGGCAGAUACUGUCCAGCAAGCUACCUUGUACUUUACGGUUGCUCUUCUUGUCUUUCCUGCUACAAGUGUUUUAGAUGUUACUACCUGAUUUUCCCCAAGUUCUGCUCCUGUCCUUGCAAAACAUCUGGGCUUCAGGCCUAAGGAAACCAGUCACUUUCGGGGCAAGGGUUCCUCCCUCUUCCUCCCUAUCCACGGCGCUGAACCACUCCCCUGCUGCCUCUGCAGGAGAAAUUCCUGUUGCUGCAGCACUUGCGUCUGCCGGGAGUAACUUGGCCACUGUCCCAGUCCUACAGAACGUGAGGGAGAUGGUGGUGGCUAUGUCUCCCCAGGUAAUGUCACUGUUUCUAUUCCUUCUCUCCAGCAGCUAAUCUAACCACUCUUUGAGUCACAGGUGUGGGGUGGGGAGUGGGGAGAGGCACUCAAGCUGUAGACUCCAAGGAGGAAAUAACUAAGAGAGUCUUCCAGGGGUGGCUGAUGGUUGUGCCUUUUGUAGGCUGUCCCCUUUGCCUUAAACCUGAAGAUGUCUCCACAAGCCUGUGGGCAGCAUGCCCAGAUUCCCAGACCUUAAGACACUGUGACAGUUGUCUCUGUUGGUCCACUGUGUUUCGUUGCAAGAAUUUCUCCAUGUGUGUUGUUGUUGUUGUUUGUUACCGUUUUAAAGGGUGCACAUUUGUGAUCAGCAUUGUGACUUGGAGAUAAUAAAAUUUAGACUGUAAACUUGGCUCCUUU